This is a messenger RNA of Fukomys damarensis (Damara mole-rat), 1065 nucleotides long. RefSeq names its product ATP-dependent RNA helicase DHX8. Gene Ontology annotation, cellular component: catalytic step 2 spliceosome; intracellular anatomical structure. Gene Ontology annotation, biological process: spliceosomal complex disassembly. The record is from RefSeq and is a predicted model, not a curated record. Gene Ontology annotation, molecular function: RNA binding. Lineage: Eukaryota; Metazoa; Chordata; Mammalia; Rodentia; Bathyergidae.
AUGAAGCUGAUCGUCACCUCGGCCACACUGGACGCGGUGAAGUUCUCCCAGUACUUCUGCGAGGCCCCCAUCUUCACCGUGCCGGGCCACGCGUACCCCGUGGAGAUCCUGUACGCCAAGGAGCCCGAGACCGACUACCUGGACGCCAGCCUGAUCACCGCCAUGCAGAUCCACCUCACCGAGCCGCCGGGUGACAUCCUGGUCUUCCUGACCGGGCAGGAGGAGAUCAACAUGGCCUGCGAGAUCCUGUACGAGAGGAUGAAGUCCCUGGGCCCCGAUGUCCCCGAGGUGAUCAUCCUGCCCGUGUAUGCCGCCCUGCCCAGCGACAUGCAGACCCGGAUCUUCGACCUGGCCCCGCCGGGCAGCAGGAAGCAUUGGGAUUGCCUGCCCAUCUACAGGCUGAAGGGGAAGGUGGUGCAGGCCAUCCCUGGCAAUCAGAUCCUCAUCAUUAUCACAGAGGCUGGGUCUGGAAAGACCACCCAGAUCACUCAGUACCUGGCUAGGGCUGCAUACCCGUUGAGCAAGAUCAGGUCUCCCCAGUCCAGGUGUGUCGUCCCCAUGUCCAUGGCCAAGAGAGUGUCUGUGGAUUUCAGCUGCUGCUUGGUUCAAGAGGUGGGCUACACCAUUCGUUUCGAAGGCUGCACCAGCCCAGAGACCAACAUGAAGUACAUGACGGACAGCAUGCUGCUCUGAGAGUGCCUAAUCGACUGUGACUUGACAGCGUUCACGAUCAUCAUGCUGGGUGAGGCACACAAGGGGAUGGUCCAAGCCAACGUGCUGUUCGGGUUGCUGAGGAAGACUGUGCAGAUACAGGGGGACAUGAAGCUGCUCGUCACCUUGGCCACACUGGAUGGGAUGAAGCCCUCCCAGUACUUCUCUGAAGCCCCCAUCUUCACCAUCCCCGAAUGCUCCAAACCCAAAGAGAUCCUGUACCCCAAGGAGCCCAAGACUGAAUACCAGGAGGCCAGCCUGAUCACUGUUAUGCAGAUCCAUCUCACUGACCUCCUGGUCCUCCUGACCCAGAAAGAGGAGAGGGACAUGGCCUGCAAAAUGUUAGACAACUAG